This is a messenger RNA of Symbiodinium sp. CCMP2592, 318 nucleotides long. The record is from the annotation of a GenBank genome assembly. NCBI's taxonomy places the organism in Eukaryota, Dinophyceae, Suessiales, Symbiodiniaceae.
AUGCAAGGAGUCAGAUUGUCCAAGAAUAUCUCGGCUUUGUCGUGGCUGGAAUAUCUCCUUGAACGGAUGGAGCCCACCCAGGCGUCUUUCUUGGCGAAUGCCUACUUUGUUGGCUUCCGCAUGAUGCCUGUGGUGGCGCUGGCUGCAUGCAGCGCUGGCACAGAUGUGCGCCGGAAGCAGGAGCCGGAAGCGAUUGGCGACCGGGAGCUCAUCAUGAUGCCGCCUGUGUCCAUGCGAACUCGCAUAUCUUCGGAAUAUCCGUCGCAACGGCCUUUGCUCGAUCGCGAAGGCCUUCACUCAGUCACCUGCUCGCAGUAG